Messenger RNA from Centropristis striata (black sea bass), 1178 nucleotides. RefSeq names its product lipid droplet associated hydrolase (gene ldah). The coding region runs from base 104 to 1060 and encodes 318 amino acids. The record is from RefSeq and is a predicted model, not a curated record. The transcript has 7 exons. Gene Ontology annotation, cellular component: lipid droplet. Gene Ontology annotation, biological process: lipid storage. Gene Ontology annotation, molecular function: lipase activity. Lineage: Eukaryota; Metazoa; Chordata; Actinopteri; Perciformes; Serranidae.
AAGAAGAAGCAGGUAGACCUAUGUAGGCUUAUUAUAGGUGACUAUAAUAUUAUGUGUUCACUGCAUGCAUAGGCUGGUUCACUGUUUAUGAAGAGCUAAUGAGAUGGACAACAUGGUGACAGACAGGAGGAACGGGCCACAGACAGACUUUCUCUACUGUUGUGGAGCCAUCACAGAAGUUCUUAAAUUUGGCUCCUGUCAGUUACACUCUGGACACAAGGUGCUUUUUCUCAUCAUUCCAGGUAACCCAGGUGUUGUGGGCUUCUACAGAACCUUCAUGCAAACACUUUACAGUAUGUUUGGACAACACCAUCCAGUGUGGGCUGUGAGCCACGCUGGCCACUGUGUACCACCAGACUCCAUGGACAUGGUCGAAGAUGCCUCUUCAGCAGCAAAGAGGGACAUAUUCGGUCUGAACGGGCAGAUUGAACACAAGCUGGUCUUCCUCGCACGACACGUUCCCAAAGACACCAACCUAGUCCUGAUUGGACACUCUAUCGGCUGCUACAUUAUUCUGGACAUGAUGAAGAGAAAUCCUGAACUCAAGAUUAUAAAGGCCAUCAUGUUGUUUCCCACCAUCGAGCGCAUGGCUCAGACUCCUCAGGGGAAGGUCAUGACCCCUGUGCUAUGUCACAUGCGUUAUGUAGCCUACCUGCCUCUCUUCCUGCUCUCUCUUCUGCCCGAGGGACUCAAAGCUGGGCUGAUCAAACUGGUGUUUGGUGGCCUGCGCUCUCUGGACCACAAUGUAGUCCAGCCUACUGUAGGUCUACUCAGUGGAGACUGUGCAGCCAAUGCCAUGUACAUGGGGGGUCAGGAAAUGAGGAAAGUUUUGGAAAGAGACAACAUAACCAUCAAGGAAAACCUUGAAAAGCUUAUAUUUUAUUAUGGAGCUACAGACCACUGGUGUCCUGUUCAAUAUUACCACGACAUCAAGCAGGACUUUCCAAAUGGAGAUUUGAGACUGUGUGAAAACGGCUUCCGUCACGCCUUCGUCCUGGAUGCAGGAAGAGAAAUUGCUAAAAUGGUGUUUGAAUGGAUCAGUAAAGAUUUGUCGAUGUGAGUUCAUUCUUUUCUCUGCGUGAUGACGCUGCAGAGAUCCUGACCAGAAGUUCCUUUUUUUUUAAUCAGCGAUAAAUAUAUAUAUUUAAUAUUAAUUAAAAUGUGUUUUUUUGUCAUUA